UGGUUGAACCUGCAGUCACUGAACGUAGCUGGAAGUCAGAGCUGGAUGGAUAUGCCCAGGCUGUCUACCAUAGAGCUGGUCCCUCAUUCACCCUUGAUGCUGCUGCUGCUGCUGCUGCUGCUGCUGCUGCUCUGGGUCUCCUUCACGUUGAGUGGGAGGAAGAAGGGCUUGAAAGGCCCCCUGCCCCCUGGGCCCACCCCACUCCCCAUCCUGGGGAACUUUCUCCAGCUGGACCGGAAGAAUCUGGUGCAGUCCCUGAUGGAGAUGGGCAAGGAGUACGGGCCGGUGUUCACCGUCUUCCUGGGACUGCAGCGGGUUGUGGUCUUGUGUGGCUACCAAGCCGUGAAGGAGGCCUUGGUGGACCAGGCAGAGGAGUUCAGUGGGCGAGGGCAGCUGCCCGCCUUCUCCAAGGACUUCAACCACCAUGGGAUUGUGUUUGCCAACGGGCAGCGCUGGCAGCAGCUCCGCCGCUUCUCCCUCACCACCUUGAGGAACUUUGGGAUGGGCAAGCGGUCCAUUGAAGAGCGGAUCCAGGAGGAGGCCCAGUGCCUGGUGGAGGAGCUCCGGAAGGCCGAAGGGACGCCCUUUGACCCCACCUUCCUUCUCAGUCGCGCUGUCUCCAAUGUCAUCUGCUCCAUUGUGUUUGGGAAUCGGUUCGAGUACAGCGAUGAAAAAUUCCUCCGGCUGAACAAGCUGAUAACGGAGCGUUUCUGCAUUGCCAGCUCAACCGAAGCCGCGCUCUACAACAUCUUUCCGGAGAUCAUGGAGAAGAUCCCUGGAGCGCAUCACGCAGGCCACAGGUGCUCUCAGCAGAUCAUCGGCUUCAUAAAGGAGAGGAUCCAGGUGCAGCAGGCCUCGCUCGAUCCCUGCGCCCCCCAAAAUUACAUCGAUUGCUUCUUGGCAAAGAUGGAGAAGGAGAAGCACAACCCGGAUUCUGAAUUCUGCAUGGAGAAUUUGGUGAUGGCCACGUUCAACCUCUUCUUUGCUGGCACAGAAACCAUCAGCACUACCCUGAGAUUCGGCUUCCUCAUCCUGAUGAAGCACCCACAGGUCCAAGAAAAGCUCCACAAGGAGAUCGACCGAGUGAUCGGGGCUGGCCGCUGGCCCUCGGCUGACGACAGGCGGCAGAUGCCCUACAUGGAGGCGGUGCUGCACGAGAUCCAGAGGUUCAGCGACAUCCUGCCCAUGAGCCUCCCGCAUGCCCUCACUCGAGACACCCACUUCAGGGGAUACGCCAUCCCGAAGGGGACCUACGUCUACCCUCUACUCAGCACGGUGCACUACGAUGCUGAGCAUCACGCCAGCCCUGAGCAGUUCGAGCCCCGGAGAUUCCUGGACAGUCACGGCCGUUUCAAGACGGCAGACGCCUUCAUGCCUUUCUCCGCAGGGAAGCGGCUGUGCCUCGGCGAGGGCCUGGCCCGCAUGGAGCUUUUCCUCUUCCUCACCACCAUCCUGCAGGCCUUCACUCUCACGUCACCGGUGCCCCUGGGUGAGGUCAGCAUUGUGCCCGAUGCCAGUGGUGUCAGCCGUGUGCCCAUGAGAUACCAGCUCUUGGUGGUACCACGCCAAGCUUGACCCGCACUGUUUCCCUUCUG
This is a messenger RNA of Pseudonaja textilis, 1595 nucleotides long. Its product is annotated as cytochrome P450 2G1-like. Gene Ontology annotation, molecular function: heme binding; iron ion binding; arachidonate epoxygenase activity. NCBI's taxonomy places the organism in Eukaryota, Metazoa, Chordata, Lepidosauria, Squamata, Elapidae. The record is from RefSeq and is a predicted model, not a curated record. Gene Ontology annotation, biological process: xenobiotic metabolic process; epoxygenase P450 pathway. Gene Ontology annotation, cellular component: intracellular membrane-bounded organelle; cytoplasm.